AUGAAUGGAAAGGGGAACGCGCGGCGGCCGAGGGCGGGCGGAGGAGGCCGGGAGGCCGGCGAGGUCGUGGAGGCCGGGGAGGCCCGGAGGCCCGCCCCGCCGGCCCUCCUGCCCCCGCCCGCCCCGCGGGCCGGCCGGGGUCUGCAGCCGGGGAGGCGGCGGGGCCUGGAACGCCGGGUCACCGGCUUCCCGGCUCCUGGGGCGUGGCCUGCCCUGCGGAGGGCUGUGGCGGGACCCCCAGUACCGCGGUCCGGGAGGGCUGCGGGGCCGCGGCUGCCUUUCAAGUCCGCCUCGGGAGUCCCGGCCCGGGGGCGCGGACAUCAAAGCCGCGGGCCGGCAGAGCGGGCGGCGCAGGGCGGCUUCGCGGCCCCUUUCAUCCCCGCGGCGCGCAGAUUGCGGAAGGGCCUGCGCCUGCCCCCGGGCGAGUCCCCGCGGCGGCGGGAGGACGAGCUCGGCCGGGAGGGGCCGCUUGGCCGGGCGACCUCGCGCCAGCCCCUGCCGGCCUCUGGGCCCAGCCGCCCUGCUCAGGAAGCCCUGGCACGGGUCUCGGCGGAAGGGGGAGUUUGGGGAAGGGGCCUUCGGGAACAUUCUCAGCCUUUGGAUGGCUGCAUAGAAGCAGAGCUGAGCAGCGCGGGGCUACCUCGGGGCGCCUGCCCUCACCCCCCACCAUCGCUCCGCACAGCCCCAGCCCUGGCCUUGAGUAGCCUGGGGACGGCCCUGCCUUCAGCCUGCAAAGACCACAGUAGAGGACCGCGCCUGCCCUUGUCGCCAUUCUCAGCUGCUCUCAACCUCUCUCCCCGCACUGAUCUAUGCAGUAGAUUAAGGUCAUCCUUUCUCAGAUGGCAGCAGCGGAGCAUGAAACCAGCUCGGGCCGCACCUGGGCAGCAUCCAUCUGGGACCGUCCACCAGGACUGGUGCAGGGACAGGAAGCCCACUGCCUCCCUCAUAGCCGAUACACAGCCGCUCAAGGACUGCCUUCCGGAAGGAGCCGGGGCGGGCAGGCCGGGGUCUGCUGACUGCGGGCCUGCCCUCAGAGCCUUGCGUUCUGGACAAGGGACUCAGACCUGCUUCCUCGAGGACACCUCAGCCUCGGGGGUGCGCAGCUGUGUGGCACUGGCCAAGCACUUGGCCUCUCUGUGCCCUGGUUUCUUUGUCUACGGGGACAUGUCUACUUCCCAGAGUUGUGCCCUCUUUGAAGGGGAGGUGAGCUCUCGGCGUGGGAGUGUGCACACAGCACACUCGUGGCUCUUUGCGAUUUCCGCUGGGCCCUGAGCUCUGGGAGGGCCGGCCAGGUCCCCCUGGCCCUCGUGCAUCCCAGGUGCCUGUGAACAUUGCAGAACUGCCUGUGGCUAUACAGGGGACCAGCCAGCCUGCGAGGAGCGUCCCUCUGGACAACAUGCUUCUGGUGCAGGAGAUUCCUGCAAGUCUUUUGGGGUCACUGGAUCUUCAGUCACCAGAGCUGGAAGUCUGCUCAGAGCCCAGCAGGGUUCCUGGGAGUUCAAGGGCAUGUCCCAAGUCCCACAGCUAGGGAACCCCCAGCAGGGGAGUUGUUGAGGGUUCUCCAGCUCCACCGUGGGGGGACAGACAGCUGCUCCUCAUACCCCAGGCUGGCUGCUGGGGAGAGUUCCAGAGCCGGGGGGACACCUGGCCUGGCCUGUGAUUCUGAGCCGAUUCUGGCUGACCCUGCCCAGCACCCAAGUCUAACUCCAAUGGGCCCAAAUUGUGCAGUGAAUGUCACUUGUGCUGCUGGGGCUGCCUGGAGGCGGCGACACGGGUCUGCACGUCUGCACGGAAGAGUUUCACCUCCUCCCACAGGAGCCCUUGGAAGCUGCAGACCAUCUGCCACUCAGGGCAGAUUCAGGAGGUAAUGACAGAAGGACCCAGAGAGGCAGAGGGCAGGACUGCGUGUGCUCCCGUCCUGGCGGGGAGACUCCAGCCUGCCCCUGCCUCCCCCACACCUCCCCCCUCCCUCCCCGUCUGGCUCUGACCACGCCCACCUGCUGCUGUCAGAGGGUUGGGACCCUCUGGUCUCUCACAGCCACAGCACCCCUGGCUGGCUCCUGGAAUUGCCCACGGGGGUCCCGUCCCCAGCAGACUGCAGGCUCCCCAGGGCAGGCCAGGCAUUCUGCACCCCUGCGAGCUCGGCCCGCGCGUGCGUGGGGGGCGCUCCGUGCCGCCAUCCACUCCGGUGGCUGCAGCACAGCCUGGUGGCUUCUAAGAAGCAGAGGUCACUCUUGGCAGUCUGGGCCCCAUGGCAGGCUCUGGUGAGGGUUCCCUCCGGGUCGCAGAGGGCUGGCUUCUUGCUGCGUCCUCGUCCUCGAUUGGCCAGCUAGAUGGCUGCCCUUCAGAGGGCGCUCCUCUCGUGGGGAGGCGCCGCUCUCGCGACCCCAUGCCUUCCUGGCCCCGUCCUCAGACUGCCACCCGGGACUAGAAGCCAACACAGGAACCCAGGACAGUGUGUGACCGUCACUGAGCCACGGGGCACCCGCCUGCGGCUGGCUUUGCUGGGCUUCCACAUCUCCAGGGGUCCCCUUGCCCCACCUCUCCCUCUGGUCCCCCUGGAGUCCGCCUGCCCUAGAGGGACCCCUUGCUCUGUUCCGCUUGUCUGAUUCCACAUUCCUGCCAACCCCACCUGCUCCUAAUAAACCUCUU
Sciurus carolinensis (gray squirrel) is the source of this 2652-nucleotide messenger RNA. RefSeq lists its product as uncharacterized. The coding region runs from base 1 to 1272 and encodes 423 amino acids. NCBI's taxonomy places the organism in Eukaryota, Metazoa, Chordata, Mammalia, Rodentia, Sciuridae. The transcript is spliced from 4 exons. The record is from RefSeq and is a predicted model, not a curated record.